AUGAUUGAUGAUAAUGAUGAUGAUGAUGAUGAUGAUGAUGAUGAUGAUGAUGAUGAUGAUGAUGAUGAUGAUGAUGAUGAUGAUGAUGAUGAUGAUGAUGAUGAUGAUGAUGAUGAUGAUGAUGAUGAUGAUGAUGAUGAUGAUGAUGAUGAUGAUGAUGAUGAUGAUGAUGAUGAUGAUGAUGAUGAUGAUGAUGAUGAUGAUGAUGAUGAUGAUGAUGAUGAUGAUGAUGAUGAUGAUGAUGAUGAUGAUGAUGAUGAUGAUGAUGAUGAUGAUGAUGAUGAUGAUGAUGAUGAUGAUGAUGAUGAUGAUGAUGAUGAUGAUGAUGAUGAUGAUGAUGAUGAUGAUGAUGAUGAUGAUGAUGAUGAUGAUGAUGAUGAUGAUGAUGAUGAUGAUGAUGAUGAUGAUGAUGAUGAUGAUGAUGAUGAUGAUGAUGAUGAUGAUGAUGAUGAUGAUGAUGAUGAUGAUGAUGAUGAUGAUGAUGAUGAUGAUGAUGAUGAUGAUGAUGAUGAUGAUGAUGAUGAUGAUGAUGAUGAUGAUGAUGAUGAUGAUGAUGAUGAUGAUGAUGAUGAUGAUGAUGAUGAUGAUGAUGAUGAUGAUGAUGAUGAUGAUGAUGAUGAUGAUGAUGAUGAUGAUGAUGAUGAUGAUGAUGAUGAUGAUGAUGAUGAUGAUGAUGAUGAUGAUGAUGAUGAUGAUGAUGAUGAUGAUGAUGAUGAUGAUGAUGAUGAUGAUGAUGAUGAUGAUGAUGAUGAUGAUGAUGAUGAUGAUGAUGAUGAUGAUGAUGAUGAUGAUGAUGAUGAUGAUGAUGAUGAUGAUGAUGAUGAUGAUGAUGAUGAUGAUGAUGAUGAUCAAAUGACGCUGGUGUUUGCUUUUUUCUUUCAGAAAUUCAUCUAUUUAUUAGGUUGUUUUUUGUUUGUAAAUGCAAUAAUGAUCGAGAUUUUGAAAAUUCUUUUAUAUCAUCUAUUGCCCCAUCUAUUUUAA
This is a messenger RNA of Schistosoma intercalatum, 981 nucleotides long. Lineage: Eukaryota; Metazoa; Platyhelminthes; Trematoda; Strigeidida; Schistosomatidae. The record is from the annotation of a GenBank genome assembly.